This is a messenger RNA of Marasmius oreades (fairy-ring Marasmius), 2518 nucleotides long. RefSeq lists its product as uncharacterized. Gene Ontology annotation, molecular function: ATP binding; protein kinase activity. The transcript has 13 exons. Lineage: Eukaryota; Fungi; Basidiomycota; Agaricomycetes; Agaricales; Marasmiaceae. Bases 32 to 2518 code for a protein of 828 amino acids. Gene Ontology annotation, cellular component: cytoplasm. The record is from RefSeq and is a predicted model, not a curated record. Gene Ontology annotation, biological process: tRNA export from nucleus; protein phosphorylation.
CAGGCUGCCAGGCUUCUUCUCUUACCUCUCGAUGGAUUAUCUGCGAACAUUGGGCUCAGCGGCUGUUUCCACCCUCGUCCAGAAAUCCGGCCUCAAUUUACCCUUCUCUUUGGGAACGAAAGUAAUAUUGUUGAACGGUGUAUGCAACCUGUACGAUGCCACAAAGAGAGAUGACUCGAGUCCGGUAUCUGUUUUCGAAUACGAUUUCUCUCAACGACGUGAUAUAGCACCACUCGCAAAAAAUGCCCUCCGGAAACUUCGUACUAUUCGCCAUCCAGAUGUUCUAAAGUUCAUGGACGUUGUUGAGACAGACACCACAAUACAUAUCAUGACAGAGCGUGUUCGACCACUUCAAUCAGCUCUACAAUUAUGGACCUCAAAAAGUGUACGAGAGAAAGAAGACUGGCUCUUGUGGGGACUCCACCGGAUAUCUGUCGCGUUGGCUUUCAUCAACGAGUCAUGUUUUUCGACCCAUGGGGCAGUCCAAGUAGGAUCCGUAUUUUUGUCACCGUCGGGAGAAUGGAAGCUCGGCGGAUUCGAGUUGUUGAGUAAUCCGAAGGAGGAGGGUGCAGUGCUUUAUUCUAUGGCAAGCAUUCUUCCUGGGAGCGAUGGGUGGUCCCCGCCAGAAGUAAAGAAGAAUGGCUGGUCUUCGUUAAAACAAAAUGAACCAGCGUCAGCCGACGCGUAUGCAUUGGGACUAUUACUCAACGCAACUUUCAACCCUGAUAAUCAUCCUCCGCCCACCGCGAACCCCCCUCAUCCUCCUCCCGCCCCUACUACUCGAGGAAAUAUUCCCACAGCAAUUUUUCCUCUAUUCAAAAGACUCUUGAAUCCAAAUCCCAAGGGACGAUUAACGCCUAAAGGUUUAAUGGAAAUUGGUAUGGCAGAUAGUGGGUUCUUCUCCAACAAUCCAUUGGUAAAAGUCUGCAUUGGCUUGGAUAAUUUCGCGCUCGGAAGUGAAGGUGAAAAGGCGUCGUUGCUUCGCAUGUUAAACGAGUCCCUCGGUUCGUUCCCUUCGGAGCUGACCAUUUAUCGGGUUCUUCCUUCCAUAGUAUCCGCCCUCGAGUACGGUGGAGCAUCUGCUACAACAAUCAUCCCUCUAGUAGUGAAGAUCGGCAAAGACGUAUCUCAGGAGGAGUACAACAAUGUCGUCCUGUCACCCAUAGUGAAGUUAUUCGCCAGUCCCGAUCGAGGAAUCCGAAUGGCAUUACUCGACAACUUGCCGGAAUUUGCGGACAAACUCGAUAAAAAGACCGUUGACGGGAAGAUAUUUCCCCAUCUCCAAACAGGAUUUUCUGAUAAUGUUGCUGUAAUUCGUGAAGCAACCCUCAAAGCCAUUCCUCUUCUGUCCUCCAAACUUAGCGAUCGAACUCUUAAUAACGAUCUGCUCCGAUUCCUCGCCAAAUUGCAAAACGAUCCGGAAGCCUCAAUCCGCACCAACACCUGCAUCUUGAUCGGUCGUUUAGGUCCAACUCUGGGGUACAACACAAAACGCAAAGUUCUAGUACCAGCAUUUUUGCGAGCUCUGAAAGACCCUUUUGUUCAUGCCCGUGUAGCUGCGCUGAUGGCCUUCAUGGCUACGAUUGAUUGUUUCGAAAACGAAGAGCUGGCUACGAAAGUGAUUCCUAACAUGUCGUUCUCCUUGGUCGAUAAAGACAAACUCGUGAGAGAUCAGGCUUUCAAGGCUAUGGAGCUCUUUGUUAAGAAACUGGAAACAUAUGUGGCCACGUUGCCGGAAACUGCACUCAAUCACCUGGACAAAUUUGGAGGGGAGAAUGCGAUUGUAUCUGGUCAGACAACUCUAGUCAAUUCGGCCGCAGGUGCAGCUGGUGCGCUCGCAGGCUGGGCCAUGUCGUCACUCGGUAAACGGCUUGUUUCUUCAGAUAUGCAGACAACCAUGGCAACGGCUACCGAUAUGAACCGACCAACAUCAGUCCCUCCCGCUGACAACUCACGUAUAGGCUCUCUGCAACCCAGUCCUCUGCCUGCUUCCCCUUCUGCCGCCAAUUCUGUUGUAUCUUCUCCCACCCUUCCCAGCUAUACUCCUUCAGCUUCCAAAGCCAAGAGCUUACAUUUAGGUGCCAACAAAAAACCAUCUAGUGUAGCUGCUGCCUCUUUGGCUCAACAAUUGGCUGAAGAAGCUGCCGCCGAAGACGGCGUGGACUCAAACCCUUGGGGAAAUGACGAUCUAAUGGAUGUCAAUGCUGAUCAGGAUGACUGGAGCGCUUUUGAAAGUGCCCCAAGUGAAGCAAUGGCACCAGCGCCUGUCGUUCCCAUUCCGAUCGCACCGAAACCCGUUAUAGCACCGAAAACACUAACCCCUCCGACCGGAUGGGACACGGGGGAAUGGGAUGACGGCCCUGGUAUCACCCGCUCGCCCUCACCAGCAACGGCCACCCCAUCUCUUCCCUCGACGAUGUCUAAGGAAGAGAAAGCGGCAGAAAUGGCGAGACGUAAGGAGGAACGCAGACAGCGAAUCGCCCGGAUGAAAGAACAGAAAAAGAACGCUGCGCAAUGA